Messenger RNA from Suillus bovinus, 1705 nucleotides. Its product is annotated as aspartic peptidase domain-containing protein. Gene Ontology annotation, biological process: proteolysis. Gene Ontology annotation, molecular function: aspartic-type endopeptidase activity. The record is from RefSeq and is a predicted model, not a curated record. The coding region runs from base 138 to 1343 and encodes 401 amino acids. Lineage: Eukaryota; Fungi; Basidiomycota; Agaricomycetes; Boletales; Suillaceae. The transcript is spliced from 7 exons.
UCAAGCUGUGUUGGAUUAACCGCCACUGCACAGCUACCACAUUUUUUAAAUCCAUCGCAGAGUGUAAAAUCGAUCGCUAUAAGAACGUCUAUUAAAAGGCAAGGUAAGUAGCUAGAAUUUCCUGUUCGUUCACAGCAAUGCGUUCUUUAUUUCUGUCCUUGGUCGUUGUUUUACAUGCGCUGACAGUCGCUUUACCGCAACCACACCCUCUUUCGAUAUCAUUGACGAAAAAAUCAACUCUCAGGACCACUGACGGACGCGUUGACUUGGCUUCAAUCAGGAGUCAUAUUUCUAGUACAGAAGCCAAGUUACAGCGGAACGCUGCUGCGUUCGAAAGAAACACUGGUGCAGCCCUCUUCUCCCCUUCAAUAACCAAGCGUGCGGCAGCGUUAGGCUCGGCACCGCUUGUUGACAUCGCAAAUAGAACUUGGAUUGGAGAGAUCAAAGCCGGCACUCCGCCGCAGACAUUUACCAUUAACUUUGACACUGGUUCUACGGACUUAUUUCUACCUGGAUCAACUUGCGGGGACACAUGCAGCGGACAGCAACGGUACGAUCCUGAUAGCAGUUCUUCUGCCCAACUCCUUGGCAAGUCGUUCACAGUGGAGUACAUGGAUAAUUCCGCGGCUACAGGUGAUCUAUAUGCGGAUAGUGUCUCGCUUGCUGGCUUCAAAGCCACUGCACAAACUUUUGGCGUUGCGUUAAAUGAAUUCGGUUUUUCAUCAGAAAUAUAUGAUGGGCUGAUGGGAUUGGCUUUCAAGUCGAUCUCUAGGUUUGGCGCAAACUCGGUUUUCCACACGCUUGUUUCACAAGGAGCUGUCCCAGAACCGGUGUUUGCUUUCAAACUUGCAUCCUCUGGUUCUGAGCUUUACGUUGGUGGCGUGAACCCUUCGGUAUAUCAAGGCUCGUUCGCAUAUACUCCAGUAACCAAAGAGGGGCCCUGGCAGAUCACUGGUGAUGCCAUCGGGAUCAAUGGGAAAGAAAUUGUCAAUACAUUCUCCGCCAUUAUCGACUCUGGGACCUCGUUGAUCUUGGGCAAUUCGCCCGACGUCAGUCAGCUCUACGCGGCCGUCAAUGCGACAGAAAUAGAAAAGGGUGUAUACGCGCUACCAUGCGACACCGUGCCAACUGUGAGCAUCACCCUUGGAGGGAAGUCGUUUCCGCUUUCUGCGGAGACUUUAAUCCAUGGCCCUGUUGAUUCAUCAGGAACGAUCUGCAUUGGUGCUAUCCAUGGCAGUGAUGAAGUUGAAGAUCAAUGGAUCCUUGGUGACGUCUUCAUGAGAAAUGUGUACACUGUCUUCGAUGUUGGAAACUCCAGAGUCGGCUUUGUGGAGCUCGCGUGAGACGGAAAUCGCACUCGAACAGUUAGCUUACUUGGACAUUGCUUUUGACUAGGAUGUUUCCAAACUGACGUUCACUCGGACUUAGCUAGGACUUCUUGGACUGUAGUAUAUAUAGGUGUAUCACGAAUACUGGAUUCUCGUUCCCAUUCAUCUACGCUCCACUCGGCAUUAUCGUGGAUCUCACUUUUCAUGCAGGCAUCAUGUAGAUCCUCGGAGCUUGGAACCUUCGAUCAUGACCUAAUAGACGAUCAAGAGCGAGAAGAUAUGAAAGUAUGAAGGUAUGGGCCUGGCAGUGAGCUAAGUCAGGAGUAAAGGCGAGAUACUAUGGGGAGAGAUGGAUUCGAUGAGAAUGAACGCAUCAA